Messenger RNA from Caenorhabditis angaria, 3675 nucleotides. Lineage: Eukaryota; Metazoa; Nematoda; Chromadorea; Rhabditida; Rhabditidae. The record is from the annotation of a GenBank genome assembly.
AUGUUUGGAGGAAUUCGAGACCGGCUCUACCGCUAUCAACGGAACAAAAGCUCACGUGUCGAAUUCUACCCGAAUGCUGCAAAAGGUCAAGUUUGUUUUUAAUAAAUAAGUUUUGGGGUUGCUAAAAAUAUUAAUUUACGUAAAAGUAUCGAUAUUACCACGUUUGCACGAAAAAAAUCAUUUUAAUUUGAUCUUUUGUUCUAACACUUUGAUCUAUCAAAAACCCGCUAAUAAUACGAAUGAUUCUAUUUAAAUUAUUGAUUUGAUUCAUUAAUUCAUUAAUCCUCUGUAAGCAUGUUCAAUAUUUUAACCCAUGGGUUUUGUUUCCCUUCAUACUUGGUUUGUCAAUUUUAAAAUCGAUUCUAAUUUCCGCUAUGCCAUGUUUUUCUUUUUUGCACCUGCAACUUAUUUUUCAACGAGUUUGUUGUUGUUGUUGUUUGUGUUGAGGGAAACAAUUCUUCAAUUUGAAAUUAUUGAAAUGGGGAUAUUGAUUUUUGAAUCUGAAAAACUCUUCGUCUUUUUUUCCCAACAAAAACAAACAUUUUGAUAAUAAAAAAAAAUUCCCCCCAUUUUUUUGUCGUUGACAUUUUCAUUCAACCAGAAAAUAAUGUUUUAUUAUCAAUUCAAUUCGAUAUAUACACAUCUGUUGGAGAUUCGUUUUUUUUCUUUAUUUUUUAUCUUUCUUGACCUUUUUUAUCGAUGGUUUCAGGGCAAAUGUACUUUGAAUUUGAUUUGCAUACUUGAUAUUAAAUACCAAAAAAUGACCAAAGAAAAGUAAAGUGAAGUAAAAUCUCUUCAAGAAUUAUUCUUAUUUGAUUCGAUUUGCUUGAUUUAGUUAAAUUAUUGAUUCAAUUUUCAGCGACUGCAAACUUGCGGGAAAGUUUAGUUGAGCAAAAGACACAAGAAUCAACAAUUGAGCCGCCUUCAAAACCACAGCCACAAUCUUCGACGACAACAGCAACUUGUACAACACCAAACGAAGGAGGUUUGUAUUUUUAUUUGAAUUUCUGAUGAAAAAUGUUUUAGGAUGAAGGGAAAUCAAUAAAUUUUGUGUGAUGCACCAUUGGAAACGAAUAAUUUCAUAUUUGAAUGCAAUAAUUUGAUAUUCGAAGAAAAAGGCAUUGAUUGAACCGAGAUUUUCAUGUUUUCUUGCGAAAAUUCUUUGAGAUCUUGCAUUAUAAUCUUGUUCAUAAGAUAGAGACUAUUCGUAUCAUAUAAUUUUUGAUUACUUUACGUUAUUCAUAAGUGAUUUAGCGACAUUUAUACUGAAAAACGUUAAAUCACUUAUGAGUAACGUAAAGUAAUCAAAAAUUAUAUCUUUAGAAUUGUCUCUAUCUUAGAAAUGCGAUUAUAAUCCAAGAUCUCAACGCACUUCUGCGAAAAAAAAUGUCGGUUUAAUGUCCAUGCCUUUUUCUUCGCGUAUUAAAUUAUUGCAUUAAAAAAUUAUUCUUUUCCCAUGGCGCAUCACACAAAAUUUAUUGAUUUUAUUUUAUUACCAAACAAUUUUCUCCAUUUCCUCUCCCCAAAGGCCGAUCUCAAAUCCAAAAAAUAUUUUUCCUUAUCUCCCCAAAGUUUUAUCCCUUACUGUACAUAUAUCAUCGCUGAAAUGAGAAAAAACGGGCGGUUUUUGAGGAGAUUGAUAAGAAAAAGUGCACAUUUUUUCCCAAUGUCUACCAAAAAAUGUACAUUUUUUUCUGGAUUUCGAUUUUUUCUCUUCUAUACAAAUAAACACUUCAAAUGAUUUUUUGAACUGUAGAAAAAAUCCUUCACUAUCUAAAAUUGCGCGUCUUUUUUUCCCCAUAUGUUUUGACACAUUAGUUGUAUCUAGAUUGUAUAAAAAACGACGCUAGUCCCGCCUUUUUUUCGGGAACACCCCCAGCCAAAAAGUGCAUAGUUUUAUUACUGCUCAUUUACUUACAAAAUAAUGGCUGGAGGUGAGUCUUCUUAAUUUCUUAACCUCUAUACUCAAGUCUUCUUCUCAAAAACAUGUGCAAUUUCAGACAAAUCAUUGCAAGUUUCAACGGACGCUCAUCAACACCAUCAUCCAACACCUCCAACCUCAUUUUUCUCAUCAACUUCACUCGCAGUUCACCCAUCACCAAAUACACUUCCAUCAUCUUCAACUGAAGAAUUAAGAAUGCCAAAUAUUAAGGUAGCGUGCCCAUAUCAAUUUCAAAAAACAAAAAAUUUCAGGUUUUUUCUGGGUCUUCUCAUGCUGAUUUGUCUCAAAGAAUUUGUGAAAGACUUCAAUUGGAAGUCUCAAAAGCGUCGUUGAAAAAAUUCAGUAAUAAAGAAACAAAUGUUGAAAUUGGUGAAUCGGUUCGUGGUGAAGAUGUUUAUAUAAUUCAAUCGGCUGCCGGUGAAAUCAAUGAUAAUCUAAUGGAACUUCUGAUUAUGAUCAAUGCCUGCAAAAUCGCAUCAUCUUGUCGUGUUGCAGCUGUUAUUCCCGCUUUUCCAUAUGCGAGACAAGAUAAAAAGGACAAAUCUCGAGCUCCGAUUUCAGCCAAACUUGUUGCAAAUAUGUUAUCUGUUGCUGGAGCUGAUCAUAUUAUUACAAUGGAUUUGCAUGCGUCGCAAAUUCAAGGAUUUUUCGAUAUUCCAGUCGAUAAUUUGUAUGCUGAACCAGCUAUUUUGAAAUAUAUCAAGGAAUCGAUUCCGAAUUGGCAAACAUCGGUUAUUGUAUCACCAGAUGCUGGAGGUGCUAAAAGGUUUGUUGAAUAAAUAUCUAACAAGGAGCUUCGGUUAGGGUAAACACGGGUUUUGAAAUAGGAUAAGUGCAGUCGUAGAUAACUUGAUGCGCUGAUAAAGAUGCUGAAAAAAUUAGCUGCUGAGUUCCAAUCUGAGCUCCAAAACGAAAAUUUAUCAUAAAAAUUUGGGUUUCAAAACUUUUCCCAAUUUUUGUCACAAAAUUUUGCUUUGGAGCUCAGUUGCGUGGAGCUCAGCAGCUAUUUUUUCCAGCAUCGUUAUCAGCGCGUCAAGUAAUCUAAGACUGAACUUAUCCUAAUUCAAAACCCAUGUUCACCCUAACCGAAUUCUCUUGUAAUUUUUUGUUUUAUCCAAAAUGUUUGAUUUCAGAGUUACAUCAAUUGCUGAUCGUUUGAAUGUUGAUUUCGCCCUUAUCCACAAAGAAAGAAAACGUGCAAAUGAAGUUGAGAAAAUGACUUUGGUUGGAUCUGUCGAAGGAAAAGUUGCGAUUCUUGUUGAUGACAUGGCUGAUACUUGUGGAACUAUUUGUAUGGCUGCUGACAAAUUGGUCGAAGCUGGAGCUGAAAAAGUUUAUGCGUUCUGUGUUCAUGGAAUCUUCUCAGGACCCGCGAUUUCUCGUUUGAAUGCGUCGAAAUUCGAAGCGGUUGUUGUGACAAAUACUAUUCCACAAGAGGAAAAUAUGAAACAAUGCUCAAAAAUUCAGGUUGGUUUUGAGAAUUUUUUUGUUGAAAAAAUUGGUUUCAAAAUUGGAUUUUCGUGAAUUUUUAAAAGCCUUGAGAAAACUUCAACAAAAUUUAAUUUUUGAUUUCGAGUUAAAUUUUUUUAAUGCCUCUAAUCUUUUCCUUCUCCUCAAAUCAUAAUAAUUUUUUGCAGUGCAUCGACAUUUCGAUGAUUUUGGCUGAAGCAAUCCGUCGAACCCAUAAUGGUGAAUCUGUUUCAUAUCUUUUUUCACAUGUUCCUAUUUGUUGA